Paramuricea clavata is the source of this 11131-nucleotide messenger RNA. NCBI's taxonomy places the organism in Eukaryota, Metazoa, Cnidaria, Anthozoa, Malacalcyonacea, Plexauridae. The record is from the annotation of a GenBank genome assembly.
GUAUGUGAUUGGUUUAGAUUCCCCCGGUGAUGUGGCGUGGGACUGUCUUAUGAACCAACACAAAUGGCUGCUAGGAUUGCUGGACAACUGCCGUUUUGACCACCUUGGCAAAAGUACGUUCAUAUGAAUAAAAAUCUAACAUAUUGUAGCAAGUCUGCCAACAAGCCGUCAAUAAGUUGUGUUCGCACUGCUUGUCCCAACAAGUAUGGAACAACUUGUUAACAGUUGUUGUAACAACCUUGUUGAUAUUAUCAGACUUGUUGCAAGGUUGUUCCAACAAGUCCGAUAUAGUCAUGAUAUCACCAUAUUGUUACAACCUUGUGUUAUCAACCUUGUAACAUUCGUGUUAUAUCAUGACCGUAUCCGACUUGUUAGAACAACCUUGUAACAAGUCUGAUAAUGCCAUCAAGCUUGUUAUAAGUUGUUGACAGCUUGUUCCAACAACUGGGAACUGCCUUGUUUAUCCUCACUACAUACACUACCACAGACCGUUCGUGUUCAUAUGAAUGAUUCAUAUUGUAUAUUUUCCCAGAAUUUUAAAAUGAAUCUCAACUGUCAUUUUCAAAUGUCCAUGUUUUAGUAGAAUUGUCAUCACCUCAAACCACCAUGUCAUUCAUGCCAUGCAAGAAAUAGUUAUUUUCAUUUAGAAACCCACGGUCCUGGAGCGUUAUCCGUACCAGUUUAUCACAGCCCUAGGAGGGAGUCGUUGGACAAUUAUGGAGGUAACGCAUGAUAGUCACAGUAUGAACAUGUUUUCCUUGUAAAAUAGUUUAUUUAGUUCAGGACCUUUCUGAAAAUCACUUUGUGAGAAAGCUUCCUGAAAUUAAAUAUUAAUUUAAAAAAAUGUAUUCAUUAUUGCUGCUAAACAACAAACUUUAUAAAACAUACAGGACAAUUUUUCAAAGUUAUCUUUUUGCGACAGGUUGGGGUUCUAAAGGUCAUGCGCCUUUACAGGGUGUAAUCUUUGUGGAAGAACUGUCAGACAUAUUGGCCGAGAGCUUGCCUGAUUUGUGGAAGCUUGGGAACGAGUAUGUUAGUGGAAGUCUCUUUCAUAAGGUGUGUUAUUUUGGUAAACAUCGUUUGUUGUUUUUUAUAUCGAGCUGAAUCACGAAGUAUGCAUCUCAACCGAAAACUUAAGGAUGGUUUACACUAUCAACGUUUUACUGUAGGUAAAUUACAAGUUUGGAAGGGAACUGAGGGAACUGACUCAUUGACUCAUUACAAAUAGACUCCAUGCUGACAACAUCGUUGCAUUCACAGAAUUUCUGCGAUUACUGCUGUCCCAAACUUUGUGUUUUAUCAUAACAAAAUCUUGAUUUUUACUUUGCUUCACGCAUAAUCUUGUUCGAUAUUCUUUACAGGAAAAUAUGGAUCCAGAGAAACCAUCGUUUGUGCCUGCUGAUGAACGAAAACUUGAGUUCCAGGUAAUUUAUGUACUAUGAUACUGAGUUAACCAAUUUACAGUACUGUCUUUCGUGUAACUCUCUGAUACAGAUACUUCUCUAAUGCGGACACCUCUCUAAUAUGGGCACCUCUCUAAUACGAACACUUCUCUAAUAUGAACACCUCUCUAAUAUGAACACCUCUCUAAUAUGAACACUUCUCUAAUAUGAACACCUCUCUAAUACAAACACCUCUCUAAUACAAACACCUUUCUAAUACGGACAGCUCUCUAAUACAAACAGCUCUCUAAUACGAACACCUCGCUUUGCAAUAAUCGGCCGACUGUGCAAUAAUCGGGCGACUACGGCUUAUUUCGAACUGGCCAAUUAAUUAUUUUUCGAUUAAUCGGCUCAUCUCUACUCCAUUUGGAAACCGUCAAGUUUUCUGUUUCCAGGCAAUGGUGAGUGAGAUCACAGGAAGAUACUCGGGUUUUAUUGAAGAAGUAUUCGUGGGAGUUUAUAAACGUGAGCCAGAGAAGAAAACACAGUGGAAUUGUCGCCGUGAAGAAAUCACACCUUGGUUGCCAAAAUGUGUCAAAUUUGUAAGGUACACACGUAAAAACGCACAAAUUGUUACAGAUCUUCAAGUUGUAACAAGGUUGUUGUCAAACCGAUAUCAGGAUGUGUUCGCACUGCUUGUUCCCAGUUGUCGUGACAAGUUUGGGACAAGUUGUUAUCACCUUGUUACAAGGUUGAUGACGGUAACAGACUUGUUACAAAUUGUUCCAACAUGACUGAUACAGGCUGUUCGUAACAAGUUGGAACUGAGCUUGUUGUCAUCAACCUGUUAACAACUUGUAACGUGCAGACGAUGUCAGACUUGUUGGAACAACUUGUUGCGAGUCAUUUGGCCUCAUCAAUCUUGUUACUUAUUCAACCAACUUAUUUCAGACUUGUCAACAACUGGGAACAAGCAGUGCAAACACAUCUUGCUGACAAACUGUGAAAUAUUUACGUGCGUAAAGAUGCUGGGUUGAAAAUUAUACACGCAAUCGGACGCAAUGAAUUUUUUAAUUUGAUAGUAAAUUUAAACAUGACAUUAAAUUUUUCAAAAUUUCAAAUGCAUAUUUCAUUUCAAAAUCAAAUUUCAUUUUAAAUUCGAUUGCAAAUUGUUGUACAGUAUGCAUGUACAUGGGUCUGUGGUUCACUUUUCUCCGACGAGAAAGAUGCGAGGGGCGCAUCUCCCUUACACCACCAAAAAUACUGUAAAAAUGUACUAGUUGAUCUUGACUUUUCAGUGGUUGGCAGUGCUAACUUUCUCUGGGUGGGGCCACACCCCACCCAGCACCCCACUGAAUGACGUUACGACAAGUUGGAUCGUAGUAAAGAAAGAGAUAGCAAAUGAUUUAUCUUUCUACAGGCGUUGUUAUAGUACAUUAAAAACUCAAUGUGGCAAAAGCUCUGUUGAAGCACUGAAGUCAGUCCAGCUAUCAUUAGAAGAUCUGCAGUUUUUAUCAACUCGAUGCCUCAUGGAGAACGCUGUAGAAGGUAAGCUAUAUUCCGAUUUCAGGCUCUGCUAAAUGUUAAUGAUGAAUUUUGUCGGGUGUUCGUGUCCUCAGAUGAUGUUUACUGCGUAUUUUUUUUUAAUAUCAUCAGUGUAGAGGAGAAUAUCGCCCGUACAAAACGCAAACGUGAUUGUUUCUGUUAAUUUUUCUCAGAAAUCAGGAAUCUUUAUCAGAAUGAAGAUUGGUCGAAGGAAACUAUUAGCAAUGGAUGUGUCAUAACGAUUUUGGUAAAGAUGAGCCAACAAUCUUGAAAUAUCUUUGGCUUCACUUCAUUAUAACGUAUCAGGUCUAUGGCUAACUGUACAAUAAACUAACUUUCAUCUUUCCUCGCAGCCCAUAACGUUUGAGACGAUAGCUAUUGAUAUACUUCAUCUACUUAAAGAUGUCAUUGGCGAAGCAACGUUUGGAGGGGAAAAGGUAUCUAGACGGAAAUGUCGAGUGUGAAUUUUAUACAUUUAUAUAUUGAAAUAGUUGCUAUCGGUGAAUAGCUUUGACAAUUUAAGUAUUGAAAGAAAAAUCUCAUUGGAUUAGUGCUGAAGAUUCAUUUUGUAUUUUUAAGGGCGAUCAGAUUCAGAAAGAAAUCAACGAUCUUUUUUACAAGAUGUUGCAGGUAUUCUUGACUUAGGUUUACUAAACUAACUUUAAUAUAGGUUUUAGAUUAGCUUCCUCCGCAGGCAACUCACUGAGGAAUCGGGUGGUGAGAAAAAGUUGUUUUUUUCAAAAUCCAUUCGCAGGCUAAAACCCAUAGAGGCCUGCGGAGGAGGCUAGUUUUAGAUAGCUAUGUCAGUUCCAAACGCUUCUGACCAGAGGUGGAAAAAAUAUUUUACUUUCUGGGACCGCAAGAGAAAAUUUUCUGCAAACAAUCAAGUAAAUUGACACUCGGUGUAACUGUGUGAUGUUGUCAAACUGGAUGCCAUGCUAUAUUUUAACAGAAAAAUUUAUUUCAUUUCACUGAGAAUCUUAAUAGUACUUUUAUAGGAACUCAAAACAUUUUCUGGGGCAGAACAUUCGUAACUCAUCUAUUCGUUCAUAUGCAUUAGAAAAAUUAAAUCGCACUAGAAAUAAUUAAUAAUGUAAACGGGUCUUAAACUAUCCUAACUUUAUAUCUACCAUUUUACUAAAUUUUAGGCAGUAAUUGAAAGUCUCGAGCACCUUGGGUUUCCUUCUGAUGAAGAAUUGGACAAAAUAUCAGUGUAAAUGAACUAUAAGAUUUUCUUUAAUCAAUACUAUGAAUUUAUUCAAACACUCAUGCAUGCCAGGUUUUCGCACUCUAGGAAAAAAACCGUAAACCGUUUACCCAAAGCAAACCCAAAAAUUGACGCGUAUAAAAAUAUCGCUUUCUUUCUUUACAGAUCAAGUCGACAUCAUUAUGGAAGCUUUGAUUCCAAAGAAGACGUUCAUUCUAUGACCUCAAUUAACUCGCCUGCCAGGGUAAUUGUUUCGUGACUUAUUUACCCCAGUACAUGCAUCGCGCCAUCGCAAUAAAAGAUGACCACAUAUUUUUUGUUUGUUUUAGGACGAGCGUUUUCUGAUAGUUCUCAGCUGUUGCUCAUACCUUCGUGAUAGUGUCCUUCCAAAAAUUGUUUCAAAUUAUCAAAGCAACGGUCAUGCUGGCCUUGAAAAUUUAUUACCAGUAAGUAUUUUGGUCUAAAUUUACAUGAAAACGAAAAGUAUAUGUUACUAUUUGAAACUACACUAGCUGGAUAGCUUUAUCCGUUUCCAGUAAGGAUCAUCUCUGAUUGAUCCAGUGUUGCUACUGGAGGAAACCUAAACUAAACUAAAUAAACUAAACUGAAACUAAGCCGUGCAAAAAAUACCGUGGGUGUUGCAGCAUAUGCUCAAUGAUUCAACAUGUUUUCGACAAAAAUGUCGAAAUGUAUGCAGCAGAUAAAGUACACCGCACCUUACAACUGUCGGGGUAUUCAAGAAAUAUUACAAAGCUCGCAAGUUGCUGUUUAGAGAAAAUAUUAUCAUAUAGCUUGUCCAUAUGGCCGUCUAUUGAAAAAUGGCCGUCUGAAUUCAAAAGUGGAUGGCUUAAAAAACCCGCACAAGUUGUAGCAAACCAGCAACAGACUUGUAGCAUUGCUGUUCUGACAACUUGUCAUCUGCAGGAUAUGCGUUCGCACUGAUUGUUCCCAGUUUGUUGACAAGUUGUCAACGGCUUGUUGACAACGUGCUACAAGGUUGUUGAACUUAACAGUCUUGUUACAGUACAAGUUGUUCCAACAACUUGUUAUCGCCCUGCAAUAGACCUUUCCCCUUAUAACCAAAAUUUUGAUCUAGGCAAGUCUAGACAAAUAUUUCAUCACAGCUUGGAAGAGCAUCACAAAAUUAGUAAUAUUCCAAAGUUCCGUUGCGAAAUGUUGUAAAAUGAGGAAAAUAGAGCCUUGCGAAGUUUGCAAUUUUCAGUCAUUUUUCAUUACAAACGGGAAAUUGCAGCCCCAACACCCGAAUCGGAUGUCAAUUUCCCGUUUGUAAUACAAAAUGACUGAAAAACGGCAAACUUCGCAAGGCUAUAUUAUCCGCAUUUUACAAGAUUUUGCAUCAAAACUUUGGAAUAUUACUAAUUUUGUGAUGCUCUUUCAAGCUGUGAUGAAAUUUUUGUCUAGAUCAAAAUUUUAGUUAUAAGGGGAAAGGUCCAUUCAACAAUUUGUCAACAAGUUGUGAGUGACAACCUUGUAACAACUUGAUAAAAUAACAGCAUUGUUACAACUUGUUGACAAGCUUGCGAACACAUCUUGUUAACAAGUUGUGAGAGAUUUUUACGUGUGUACAGCCAACAUACGCUUAUGGCUUGUUCGUUCUUGUCUUUAUAGGCAUUCAAAAGUGAAAUCAUGACGCUAGAAGAUCGGAUAUUUAACGCGUAUGUUGAGUUAAAAAGUGGACCAUUAGUAAGCAGAAUUAAGACUGGAAUGUUUGCUGGUGAUUUUAGUUGGAGUCGAUGUCUACAACCUACUGAUGCUCGCGAUUAUAUCAAGAUUGUCAUACUUGAACUGGUCAUAAUACAUGCCCAGGUUGGUUUCUGUAAUUUUGAACGCUUUCUUUGAACAAAGUGACUAUAUGACCGGCAGCCGGUCACGGUUUAUCAAAUACUAAAUGGCCGGCAGUCUAGUGACUAUAGUUGAAUAUAAAAACUUUUGUUUGCGUUAAUUUUUACCGAGCUUGCCGUUAGCUCAUACCAGGGCGCUGCGUGCGGAAAGUUAAACGCAGUCGGGGUCGGGAUGUGUUUUGUCUGACUUAGCAUUGUGUUUUCUUAAAAUUUUUUAAACUGCUUUUUUUUCCGACUUUUCUAACUCUCAAAAGGUUAGGGUUAGGGGUUAGGGUUAGAAAAGGGGUUGGGGAUAGGUUUAUCUUAUAAAAAUUCAACUUUAACAAUAGUCACUAGACUGCCGGCCAUUUAGUAUUUGAUAAACCGUGACCGGCUGCCGGUCAUAUAGUCACUUCGUUCUUUGAAAUGCCAGCUUUCCGAAAAUAUUUUAAAUUCAUUUUCAACGUGUUACGUAAUAGGGCGAGCGAUUAAGGUUGGGAACACCCCCCGACCCCGCCCAAUUCUUUUAUGUCAUUAUAUUCCAUCACAAACCUUCUUGGUAGACCACUGGACCAAGAACUUUCUAUUGAAUUGUUAAUACAGUGAUUUUAACUUUAACUACAGUAUGGACAUUUGUUUACAAUAGAAGUUCAAGCAUUGAAUGAACUUGCGAACUCUUUUGCGAAGUUUACGCGUAAUUUCCAAACUUGGAAACGUAAUUGGCAAGUUUGCAACGAACUUGCGACCCGCGCGUUGAAGAGUACUUGAAAUCGACAAUGAACACUAAGACUCAGUUCCAAAUUUUUAAAAACUUAAAAUUUACCUAAUGCAGAAUUCCUACUGUGAUCACAGAAACUUUGAUAGUGUAAACCAGCCAUUAUUAACCACUUCAUUUAAUAUAAUUGUUUGUUCCAGGUAUUCUCUGUCUCGGCUUCAUUCGUGCCCAGGGUUCUCUCACGACUGACCGAAAUCUUGACUGAAACUAUUUAUAAGUUAUUCAAGGAUGCCAAGGGAAAAUAUACCACUAACGGUAUAAUUCAGGUACAUCAGAGAAUUUAGUAUUUAGCCUUCACUUAUGAAUAUAUUUCAACAGUUUUUGAUUCGUCUAGGCUCGCCUAGAACUAAAAGCUCUUGGAGAAGCUCUACAUAACUGGCUUACGGAGAAAUCAAGGUAUUAUACACCCCAAUGUUGUCGUUAUGAAGUGCGAGAUAAGUCAGAGGGUACACUCCCUCCUCCACUCCGUCCCCCAGAAAAACAGCUUUGAUCAGUGUUUCCCAUAUAAAUUUCUAAAUAUAUGAACGGUACUUCACUGUAGAAUUUCAUUGGGACUGCAACUAAAUUGGACUUUGAAUAGUUCCAGCAGUUCUAAAUGGGCAGUAUAAGUAUCUAACUGUGUUGGUUCAAUAUUACUGCAGAAUGAAAUCAGAGUUUCUGGAGAAACCUUCUGGUGUUUGGUCAAAGGCCUGUUUAGACUUGCAACUCUCCCCUGAGAUCGUUUUGCACCACCCCUGAUAGUUUUUGCACCUCCCCAGAAAAGUCAUGCACCUCCCCUUGGGAAAGUUUCAAUGAUAGACCAAAGUGAAAAUUUGACAUUUUCGGUUGCUUAGGGUCUACACUUCAUAAGACAGUUUUUCUGUAAAAAUUGAAACAGAGAUAGCCAUUCAUCUCUGUCUCAAGUACCCUUUUACUGUAAUGCAAUGUUUUGAAAGAAACCUUUUAGCAAUGAAGGGCAAAAUUGGAUGAGUUGUACAGUCAUAAUUCAUUAAUACACUGAUAUAUAUGAACGCUACAGUACAUGCAUACGUCACGUCGUUGACUUUGGUCCGUUUUAAGCCCUAACUUUCCAUGGGGGUCGUGAGCUAGACCGCUGCCCCUCGGUUACUCGAUUGACUGAUUGUGACACUGUGCUUUCCAGUUCUUUUCUAGAAAAUUCAUUUCGGUGUAUUCCUGCCAUAAGUAAGGACGAGCAUCAAAAGUAAGAGAUUAAAUCACAUAUGCUAUAGCCUAUCGAAGGGAAGAUGACUGUGAAACUCAUUAGAAUAACAAUAUAACUCAUUAUCUAUGUUAGUCAACGUUUAUUCAUAAAUCUGGUCGUUCACCGUCAUUUGCGUAUUGUAUUUUUGCCAAAUCCACCAAUAGCAAUUUCCAAAUUCCAAUUUACCCUAUUGUUUGAGUCACGGAUAGGUAACUUUCCUACAACAUUGCUAUUGGUCAGUUGGGCAAAAAUGCAAUACACACGUGACGGUGAAGGACCAAAUUUAUGAAUAAACGUUGACUGACAUAGAUCAUGAGUUAUAUUGUUAUUCUAAUGAGUUUCAUAGCCAUCUUCCCUUCGAUAAACUAUGCAUAUACCAAUAAUAGUUGUCAGUUUUGUUUAUUUAUUUAUUUAUUUAUUCAUCGCCCAUUAAAAUUACAAUUACAAUUAUACAAUUACAAAUGACAUGCAUACAAUAGAAAUACAAUAUUGUACAAGUGACGAAUGGUGGGGCACCGUUAGCCUGCGUGGCAGGCCCUUUACUGUGGGCCCUUGAAACAUACGAAUGUCUAGAAACAACAGUUGGUAACAUUGUUCAAGACAAGAGUUACAAUUUACACAUACAAAUUUCCAUGUUCUUCCCAACUCUGCGUGCUUUUCUUUUGGACAAUUAAAAGGUAAUUGUGUACUAAGGCCUGUUUCAAAUGUCGCACUUCUCGUGUGACGAAUGCACUAGAAACAAUAGAUAAUGUGGCAUUUUUAAUGCGUUCUGCAAAUGAGAAGCGCGACGUUUGAAACAGGCCUAACAAGUUCAACCGUUCAUUUGUAGGGAAAUUGACAGACUCUUAGAGGAAUUCAAGGCCAGAGCGAACUUUCAACUAUUGUGUUUUGAAGAGAGCGACUGUUUGGACACGUGAUAGAAUUCAAGUUAGACCACUGCUGUAAUUCUCCUGGAUUUUUGAAAGGAACAACUGGGCCAGCCCUCAAUGCCCCCUCUAGGUAAAUUUUCAAAAUUUGUACAUAAUUAAUCAUCUGAGAAUAUUUUCGUACUUGAUAGAGUUAUAUAAUGAACGAUAAAUGAAAUGAAUUUUUUUUAUAAAUCAAAGCAAUUAUGAAUGUCCUCCAUCUAAGCGGAUCUAGAUUUAAGAGGAAUUAUUAUUAUUGGACUUUAAUUGAGUUAUUUUGUCUGUGUUUCUACGCAAUUAUAGAAACAGUCGUGGUAGGUUGGUAUACUCGAAAUAACGUGGAAACACUCGCCGUUUGACCUUGUGUUUCCACUGAUUAUUUAUCGUUCUCCCUCGUUAUUACUCGUAUUUCUGCAACUAUAUCAGAAUACGGAAAAUGUUUCAUUUUUAGCGAAAUAUUGCAUUUAGUUUAUUGAAUUUGACUUACAACAUUUAGUAUAUUUAGACAAUAUAAUUUGACAACAUGCUGUUUCUUCCAUCUCAACUAUAGUCUUACUACAAUAAUCUUGAAACUUUGGAGAAGAGCAUGCAAACCGUAUUUUAGAAGGUUUUGUUUUACAUCGGCAAAUUUAUAUUUUAUUAUUGUUUCUUAAUGAUGUUAAAUAUGACGCUAAGGAAAUCGUAGGCAAUAUUUGUUUCAGGCCACUCAAAAGGAUACUGUUAUUGCUAGGAUACUGCUUUGCUUGGAUGCAUGCAUGCAAAAUUAACACAGACAAGGAUUGUUGUUUUAAAAAAAUUAUUUCUAACACUUUUAGUCCAAGGGUGAGUUGACUACAAAAUUUUUGUAGUUCGCUAUAACUACAGCUACUUCAAAAAUAUGUAGUCAGCUACAACUACUGCUACUUUUGAACAAAGGUAGUUCGCUACUGACUACAGCUACUGCUUAAAAAAUGUAGCGAACUAUUUCGCUAUUUCGCUACGCUAUAUUUUUUAGUUUUACUGUAUUUGGAGCAUCUACUAACUCAGGCUGAAAUGUAACUUAUAACAAAUCGACUUACGAGUAGCAACAGUAAACACAAAGGAACAUUUUUGUAAGCACUACAGUGUUCAAGAGUGCAAUUUGACUAUUGAGUAUUGACUUUAAGCAAACCGUGUCUCAAUAUCAUGCCAUUCUAUGAAGGUGCUAACAAUUUUAAAAAGUAGCGAAUAGCGAUUCGCUGUAUGAAAAGUAGUCGACUACUUGGCUACUCUUAGGCAAAAUGUAGUUCGCUAUAACUACAACUACUGUUUUAAAAAAGUAGUCAAAAAGUGCUGGCUACUUGAAAAUUGUAGUUCGCUACAGUAGCGAACUACAACUAUACUUCGCUACUACCCACCCUUGUUUUUUACAUUGUUAUACAGUAAAGUGCGGGAGUCUAGCCGAGUAUAGAUAGCUUAAAUACAAUAGCGGCGUUCUUGUUGUGAUAUAGGCCUCGAUAUAGGCUACUAUCUAAAAGAUAGAUAAAAAGCUUCUUGACUUUUCGAGCGAAGGCCGUUUGUCAUGGAGAUUAGAAGCUACAAAUCUCCUGAAGGUCUGGUCCACGGCCCUUGUCUUCAGCAAAAUGCAAAAUAUUUCGUGCGAAAUGAAUUAGCCUUUCUCACGCCGCCAUUUUUGGGUGGCAUUUCAGCUAAAGUAUGUGCGAUAAGUCCACAUAACAGCGACUUUUUAUAAUUUUUUGGACGAAUGAUGGUAAAUUUGUUUUGUAAAUGGUUAGUUUAUCGCUUUUCCCAUUGUUUUAAUUGUCUGCAUUGGAAAAUGAAAAUUUGAUGCCACCCAAAAAUGGCGGAUAUUCGUCAUCGUGAGAAAGGCUAAUUAGGUGCAUUACGCAGUAAGGAUAAAUUGGGCUUCGCGAGAAAAAAAUUCGCUUCACCAGGGAGUAGAAGUCAGUUCUACUCACUGCGAAAGCGGAAAAAUUCACGGCCUAUUGGAAGAUUACUUUUUCUUUUUCCUUCCUCUUUAUUUUUAAUUAAUAUUUUUGUAAAUAAUCUGGUGAAAUGGGACCGUUUUUAUCAAGUCAAAUAGAAUCGCCCAUGGCCUCUCUCCUCCGCAGAGGCUUUAUAUUACGAUGAGAUACAUUUCACUACACUUUACAUGGCGGAUCUUGGAACACGAGCGUAGCCGCUGGGCGAAGGAGGCCCAUGGCCAUGUGCAACCACAAUUUCUCGCGAAGAAUUUCGCUGUCGUGGAAUCGGGCUUUAACAAAGUGCUAUCGCUCGAAACGUCGAGAAACUUUUC